Bipolaris victoriae FI3 is the source of this 1218-nucleotide messenger RNA. RefSeq lists its product as hypothetical. The transcript has 2 exons. NCBI's taxonomy places the organism in Eukaryota, Fungi, Ascomycota, Dothideomycetes, Pleosporales, Pleosporaceae. The record is from RefSeq and is a predicted model, not a curated record. Bases 1 to 1218 code for a protein of 405 amino acids.
AUGGCUUCCCCGCCCACACGACCUACGAGCUUCAAGGUCACAUCCCUGAUGCUUCAGGCAGCCAGGGAUCUAGUAUUCAUAUGUGGCCUACAACCGAAUGGUCUUGAGCCUGCACAGCUUGACUUGAUUUUUCUCGAUGACCAUAAAAGCAAAAACUUCUUCUUUAGCUACUAUGCCCUCAGGAGACAACUUGGUCCCGUUAACUUCUGGGCACUCAUUGCAGAGCUUAAUGACGAACGCACUGGCAUGUCGUAUCUCUCAAGCUAUUAUAGCAUCACAACUAACCAUAGCCCAGGCAACAAACGCGCACAGUUAGCAUUGUCAGCCGCUGGGAGCCCGCCUGCUGUUCCCCAUGCAAGUGCAUAUCCUUCCGACCACACAGCCGACCGUCGCAUACUGCAAACACAUGGCGACACUAUCACCACUCCAAACUCAGACUAUUUAGAUCAAGCGUCUCCAAACCGAAAGCUUUCUCAAAGCGUCGUUCCAGGGAGACAGAGAAGCCGAUCAACCCUCGGGAAGCGAAUUCAAUGCGGAAAACCUUUCAGUUACGAAGCUAGUUGGAAGAAGCACUGGGCUGAGUUCCACGAGGAGCAUUUCAAGCUAGAUACACCAGAUGGAAAGAAGGAAUACGGCUGCGUGCAUGGCUGUCUCCGCAGCUUCGAGCGCUCUGCCUUAAUGAUGCACCUAUGGGAGGAGCAUGCGAAGGAACUUGACGCGGGAAUUUUGUCUUCAAAUAUGGUGGGCCGUUUUGAAACUGCCAACAGCCAUCAGAUUUCUUCCAAUACAAACACCUUUCCAGGAGCUUCCAGUCAACCCCCAUCUUCCUUCCAGUCAAGUUAUGGCAACCAGUCCCAGCCGGGACCUCACUACGUCAAGUGCGACACAUCCAACGAUGACUCGAAUGUUAAAUGUGACAGUCACCUCAACGUCCUUAGAAAGGAGAUUUUACUCGAUAACAAUAAUUCUCACGGAUACUUGCAUAACACCUCAUUAGUUCAGGCAACUCCCUUGCAUGAAGCGUCGAAUGGUACCACACAGGCCUGGAGCGGAGCAACACCCGCGCCCCCCGGUUUCAACGCUAACUACGGCACCAACAUCAAUCUUUCUGAAGGGUCCUACACGGAUUAUAAUAACGUUCCUGAGUUCGGCAUGGAUGGUAGCACCUUCGGUGCUGUACAUGCACACGCUGAGUGGAACAUAGGGCCAAACCCUUAG